Molecule: messenger RNA, 938 nt
Organism: Acaromyces ingoldii
Lineage: Eukaryota; Fungi; Basidiomycota; Exobasidiomycetes; Exobasidiales; Cryptobasidiaceae
Product: short chain dehydrogenase reductase family protein
Exons: 9
Coding region: 13-822 (269 amino acids)
Biological process (GO): fatty acid biosynthetic process
Molecular function (GO): quinone binding; oxidoreductase activity, acting on the CH-OH group of donors, NAD or NADP as acceptor
Source: RefSeq, a predicted model, not a curated record
AAACACAACACCAUGAGUCAAUCACCGCUGGGAUUUGAAGGAGACGUCGUCUUCAUCACUGGAGGCGCUUCUGGGAUCGGCAAGGCGUGCGCAGAGCACUUUGUCGCGCUUGGGGCCCGGGUGGCAGUGACGGACCGCAACGUCCAGGCUGCGCAAGAGGUAGCUGCUGCACUCAACAGGACCAGGAUGGACGCCGCCAUCGCCAUCGCCGUCGAUGUCAGCAAGCAGGAGGAGAUCGAGAAGGGGAUCGCCGAGUGCAUCGAGCGAUUCGGCAGGCUGGAUGUGGCAUUGAACGCUGCGGGCGUCGUCGUGGGCAAGAAUCUGCGUCUGAUCAAGGACAUGGACAUGAACGACUAUGAUCUGAUCAACGACAUCGACGCGAGAGGCGUCUUUCUAUGCAUGAAGGCGCAGCUCUCGGCCAUGGUCAACCAGCCUCUCAAGCCCGGCCGAGGCGGCAGGCCCGAGCGCCGCGGAGCAAUCGUCAACAUCUCUUCGAGGGCAGGCGUGGAGGGUGUCAAAAAGUUUGGACCGUACUGUGCAGCCAAGCACGCCGUCAUCGGCAUGACGAAAGCAGCAGCUCUGGAACACGCACACGAAGGAAUCAGGGUCAAUGCGAUCUUGCCCGGCCUCAUCAAGACGCCGGGACACGUCGCCACGGCCAAGGAGGUCGACGACGAGCUGAUCAAGCGCGUGCCCAUGCAGCGCUGGGGCUCACCCCAAGAGUGCGUCGAUGGCAUCCUCUACCUCGCCUCCGACAUGUCUUCGUUCUGUUCUGGCAUGACGCUGGACGUGGACGGCGGCUGUGCCGCGCUCGGCAGGUGAUCCGACACCCCCACACUCGGGUGUCGCGCUUUAUUAGCUUGGUGUCGCGCUUUAUGUUACGGAGAUUGCACUACCGCCAGCGGGGUUCUGUUUAAAAGAAUGGCAAUUGCAUGGAU